GACCUCACGCUCAUCGUGGCUGGGGUGCCGCGGAGUCUAGGCCGACGAGGCGACGUUUCUUGCCAACGGCAAGGCGGAGCUUGAUCCACAACCGGCAGGGAUCGCAACGCAUUUCGCCUCUGAGCCAAAACCGUCCACGAGCAAGGGUCCACGAGCAAGGGUCCAUGAGCAAGGGUCCACGAGCGAGGGUUCACGAGCAAAGGGACCACAGCAGCCUAAUGAUCACCAAUUGGACGCACUGCGUACCGCUUCGGCUGGAUAUUCAAUGUAUCCCGUUGUCGUUAUUUGGCGACCAUGCGGGAAACGCGAGCUCCAGAUUUGGAGAUCGCUUUGCGAAGCCAGCUUUAGUUCCUUCAGUGGAGACCAGAAAGGAUUAUAAGCUGCUAGUCAGCCAGGUUUUGGAAACGCCAUGAGAAACCCAUCAACCGACAAAUCUCUCACAGCCAUGGCCACCUCAACCCCGAGCAAUACCAGCGAUGACUGGAAGAAACUGAAGAAGCUCAUCUUUGAGAACGACACCUAUCUCGAAAAGCUAUCUCAACAGGAUCUCUUCCUGUUGAUCAUCGGCAAUGACCUCCGUGACAUCCUUGCAGGGGAGAAGAAUCGGGAGUUCCACUUGCUUCUGGCGCUCGGGAGCAAGCAGGAAAGCUUGUCGAAACGGUUUUCAAGCACUUCCAAGAACGACGAAGAUCUCAUCUCUUCGUUGAAGGGCUCGCUGAGGAAUGGCGACAAGAUUGACGAGGAGAGUUUUCUACUCAAGAUUGAUGGGGCCGGAGCCGCCCUUCACCUACACCUCUACAGCCUCCUCCAUCCCGGCACCAAAGAGGGAUACAUGAGUGUUCCGUCGAACCUUUUCGUCUCGGAAAACAGUGCAGUCCAGGAGUCGAGCUUUCUGUCCACACACGAUGUUUUGAAGCCGGUGGACAACCUCCAGUUCGUUUACUCGUCCUCGCAUGGCCCUCCGGAAAUCCAAACCAGAGAAUCCGUCGACGUGUUCAUCGCAGAGCUUCCGGACGGUACCUGCCUUGACCACAUCAGGACAUGGACGUUCAAGGAAGGAGAGGAUACUGUGAAAGAGGACGAUGCUGCGUAGGGCGGACGGGAAAGCAUAGGAGAGAACAUAGCUCAGUCAAUGACAUUCGUUUAUGGGCCAGAUGUUUUCGGAUAGAUUUUAGAUCGUUACUUCGACCUAGACGACGAGGGUUAGGUUACAUACGCAAAUGCCAAGAUUCAUUCCAUGGUCAAUUCUCAAGUGCAAGUGGUUUUGUGUCUUUUGCAAAAGCUGGU
Colletotrichum acutatum is the source of this 1287-nucleotide messenger RNA. RefSeq lists its product as uncharacterized. Lineage: Eukaryota; Fungi; Ascomycota; Sordariomycetes; Glomerellales; Glomerellaceae. The record is from RefSeq and is a predicted model, not a curated record. The transcript has a single exon. Bases 410 to 1093 code for a protein of 227 amino acids.